AGACCAGAGAAAUUAUAGAAAGCGAAGAACCUCUGCCAAAUGGUCAGCAAUCUUCUUCUCCAUAGCGUCGCUCCCAGUUCGUUCACUGAUUUCAAUCCAAUUUUCAAAUGGAAAAAUUCCUCUCCGUACUUCUUCAUCUCGAAAAGGCACGAACGGCUUUGCUGCUUUGCCAAGAAGAAAAUCGGCUUCAUGGAUCAAAUUCUUGACUACAUUGAAGGCGGUCCGAAGUUAAGGAAAUGGUAUGGCGCGCCUGACCUUGUUUCUAAAGAUGAUUCUGUCCUUAAAGAUGAGGAUGAAUAUGGCGAGGAAAUCAGAGAUGCAGUUUUGGUGACUGACGGGGAUACCGAGAUGGGUCAGAUGGUUAUAUUGUCAUUGAUUCUGAAAAAAACGAGAGUCAAGGCACUGGUGAAAGACAAACAAGCUGCCCUUGAAGCUUUUGGAUUGUACGUUGAGCCAGUGGCCGGUGACAUAAGAGAUGAGCAAUCAUUGAAGAAAGCUCUGAGAGAAGUUCGCACUAUCAUAUGCCCAAAAGAAGGUUUCUUAUCCAAUGCUGGAAGCCUGAAAGGAGUGCAACAUAUAGUUCUCUUAUCGCAGUUAUCCAAUUAUAGAAGUGCUAGUGGUGUCCAAGCUCUUCUCAAAAGCAAUGCAAAAAAAUUGGCUGAGCAAGACGAAGCAGUUCUAGUGGCAUCAAGAAUUCCUUACACCAUCAUACGAGCUGGCUUGUUGCAAGACACACCUGGUGGAAAUCAAGGAUUCAGCUUUGAAGAGGGCUGUUCAGCUACGGGAUCGCUCAGCAAGGAGGAUGCCGCCUUCAUUUGUGUUGAAGCUACUGGUGCAGUUCCUAAAGGAGGGUUCACGUUUGAGGUAGCCAAUGGAAAUGAACAAGUUUCAGAUUGGAAAGGAUGCUUGGCAAGAUUACUGGAGAACACAGAGCAGCCUCAAUGACCAUGCUUAAGAUGUAAGAAUGUGUAUAUAUAUCUAUAAGUAUCAUGCCUGCAAAAUAUUAGAUUGAAUACUUCUUACCAUCUGCUCUUGGUCUCUGGAUAAUCCAUUCUUUUCCAUUGUGAUUAAGCUUGAAAAAAUAACUUUCAAAAUCUUGCCUGCAAGAAUCCCAUUUUUUUCAUUAUCAGCCAAGAUCAUGAUGAUCUUUUGGAUA
Messenger RNA from Cucurbita moschata (crookneck pumpkin), 1156 nucleotides. RefSeq lists its product as uncharacterized. NCBI's taxonomy places the organism in Eukaryota, Viridiplantae, Streptophyta, Magnoliopsida, Cucurbitales, Cucurbitaceae. Bases 40 to 945 code for a protein of 301 amino acids. Gene Ontology annotation, cellular component: chloroplast. The transcript has 9 exons. The record is from RefSeq and is a predicted model, not a curated record.